AUGUUAUUGGAGUCAUUUAGUAAGAAGGUCAAGAGCCUGAAGACUGAUAUAUUCACCAUCACCAACCUUGAAAAUAAAGACUUGGAAGAUGGAAUCGUCGAGAGGAGGAGCAGCAGACAGACAUGUAUGAGUGGGGAGUGUGCAAGUUGGUGUGGUGUUAACCAGGCCAAGUAUACAUGUCCAGCUUGUAGCAUUAAGUCUUGUUCUCUCUCCUGUGUCAAGUCACACAAGAAGUGUCAAGGAUGUACUGGUAUUCGUGACAGAGCUGCCAUGGUGCUCAAGGAGGACACUGAUUACUGCACAGUUUGUUCUCAUAAUUUCAGGCUUCUUGAAGAGAUAGAUAAUAAGCUGGAGGAUAAUUUAAGAAAUCCUUUAAGACGUCAUGUGAUGAGGAGCCUCAAGGAUAAACCCUCCUUGCCCCAUUUCCUCCAUCGCUUGAGAAAUGAAGCUUGGAACCGAGGUACAACAUUGAAGUUUAUGCCUAGUCACUUCACCAGUCGCCGGGAAAACACCACAAGAUACAACUUUAAAGAAGGAAUUAUACGGUGGCACAUAAAAUGGAUAUUCCACCAAGCAGAUUUCACUUACGUUGAUACUAGUGUAGAUGAAAAUACAUCUGUUAUUAAACUUCUUGCUAGAUACUUAGAGCCUUCUAAUGACUUGAGUCCUGAAGAUAAUGAGAAGUUAGCUUAUUAUCAGUCAGCAUCAUAUGGUAAAGUUGCUGUAUUGAUCAAAACUGAUGUGCCUGGUUCGGGGACAACUUUUCAAGAGCUCUUUUUGUCUAAGAGUAUUCGUCUCAACUUGGCAAAUAAGACAAUACUUGAAUAUCCAAUUUUCUAUGCAGUUUUAAGGGAUCACAUACAUGCGUACUUAGAGUACCAGCCUGAAGGCCAUGAUGACCUCUUUAGUGACCCAGAAGUAAAAGAAGCAAGAGAGACACAUAAAGCUGAUGGGUUGAGCUUUUUUGAUGCCAGUAAUGUGGAAGAAGAUUAAAAUUUUGUAACGGAAGUACUGGUAACAUGUAAUUUUUUUAUUUUACUAUUUUCCUAUAAAUUCAGAAUAUAAAUGUAAUGCUAAUUUCUUAUUUCUGUUAAAUCUAUGUACUUU
Messenger RNA from Cherax quadricarinatus, 1107 nucleotides. NCBI's taxonomy places the organism in Eukaryota, Metazoa, Arthropoda, Malacostraca, Decapoda, Parastacidae. The record is from RefSeq and is a predicted model, not a curated record.